Nanorana parkeri is the source of this 656-nucleotide messenger RNA. It is a transcript of the gene TNFRSF9, whose product is annotated as TNF receptor superfamily member 9. NCBI's taxonomy places the organism in Eukaryota, Metazoa, Chordata, Amphibia, Anura, Dicroglossidae. The transcript has 5 exons. The coding region runs from base 197 to 529 and encodes 110 amino acids. The record is from RefSeq and is a predicted model, not a curated record.
CUGCAGCGCCACAGAGAACGCCAAAUGUACCUGCACAGUGGGAAAAAAGUGCGCCGAUGAAAACUGCACUCAAUGCGAAGACAACCCUUGUCCAGCUGGCACACAGCUUAAUGAACAAGGUUGUGUGAAAUGUCCUCAUGGAACCUUUAACCCCGGCACGGAAGUCUCCUGCCAGCCAUGGAAAAACUGCUCAGCCAUGGGAGCCAACAUUUAUGUUAAUGGAACCAGUACAUCGGAUGUGGUUUGCCUUCCCAAACUUACAAGGAUUCCAUCCACGUCAUCGGCAGUCACCACAACCCAACCAGAGGAAGUUCCAGCCUAUGGACUCAGUGUUGUUAUAGGUGUAACCUCCGUCAUAGCCAUCAUAUUUGUGUGCAUGGGGAUUUUUUUGUGUCUGUCAAUAAGAUUGGAAAAGAUCAAAAAUAAGUUCAUGAAAGUUAAGCAAAUAGAACAAGAAGAUGCUUGUAGCUGCCAUUACCCAGAGGAAGAACAUGGUGGAGAAGAGGAGACACUGUCUAUAGAACCAUGACACUGCAAACUGAUAUCACAGUCCUUUUUUGCUGGACCGACUGACUUGGCUAGCUGGUCCUUGGGUAUUGUGUUAAAUAAUAAUAUUAGGGAAUAACAAUGUCAACUGUUAGAAGACUGCCUGUGUU